AUGGGUAGAGUUUACGCUAAACAGCCAGGAUUGCGACAUUAUACGGCCUCCCAUAAAGGAGGCUGUUCCAAACGAAGAAAUUGGCUGUGGUCAUUCGGUCGACAAGAAGUCGAAGAUCCGGAAGAACGUGGUUCCGGCUGGAGCAAGAAUCUUGACGCUCGGUUGGCGAAAGCCUUUAUCGUCCUUGAUUAUGAAAUCAGUGAACUCCCAGCAGAGUUUGAACUGGCUAUAAACGAGAACAAGCAAGUUUAUUUCUUGAAUCACCAGACUCAAGCCACAACAUGGUUUGAUCCACGCAUUCCUGAGGAAUUUCAAAAAUGGGGUAUGACAAUAGAAGAACUGCAACAAGUACACAUCAACUAUGCAUGUCAAUUUCCUUGUGGAAGCCCUAUUAGCGUUGGUCUUCAUGGGGCGCAGAUUGACCGUGCACCACAGGCGACUGGGUCAGGUGCCUCCCCCUGUCCAGGAUCCGCGGCAUCGGUUGCUGUUGGCCGAGGUCCCGGAUGUCUAACUGGCAGUGUGUCCCCUUCUAUUUCCGCCGUCUCUCCAGUGAAUUCAUCUACUCUUACUCCCUCCUUGGCUGUGCUUUGCUCAGUCUCAUCGCCAUCUUCACUUUCAUCCAAUGUAUCAGCCGUGUCGGCAAAUUCCCGGGCACGAAUGACCAAUCAGGGAAUACCCCAGAGCAAACAUCGCGCUCACGCGGCUCAGAUAGGUCACGGUCAAGGUCACAAGCGGGAACAACCAGUACAAGCUGAAAUACAACAUCAGAGACAGCAUUCUCACGGACAUCCGACCUCGUCACAAGUGGGAAUGGAUCCACUUGUAGCACAUUUCCGAUCAUGUAGCCAGCCGGUUACCAUGUCAACUGGACAUGAUAGCAUUGGAGUCCCUGGUUUGGCCAAUUUAAGUGCAGCCGCCACCCAAUCUCCCAACCACGCAUCGCAUGGGCCUCUGGGUAGUGCAACGUGCGGUUUAUCAUCAAGCUCUUCCCUGAUUGGUUUGAGUGUUGCAUCCAGUCCGGCCGGACAAAUGGUUAGUUCGUCGACUUUACAAACUGGUCAACUCGGGACUGGAAAUGCAGUCAGCAGCUCCUCCGGCCAGUUGGUUCAAGGCUUGGAAUGCUUACGUUUGAAUACUUCAAAUAGCCCGGGAGCUGCACUUGGAUCUCCUGGUCACGUGAUUGACGUAAAACAACAGUCUCAACCACAGCAGCAGCAGCAACAACAACCAAAACAACAGCGGCUGCAACAUCCUCAGUUUAUGCUUCAAACUAACACUGGACUGGGAGUUAGCCCACUGGCAACUGGAACACCUUCGGCUGGAUGCAACAGAUUCACAACCGCAGGAUUGCCAACUACUCCAGUUUCUGGUACACAACAUUCGCAUCAGGGUAGUAUGGAUAGUGGCGUGGGUCCGUCACUAGCAGGACAAUCAAGUGCCAGUGCAAACCAAACUCCAGAACACACCAUAAUGCUGUUCUGUGAUCCGAGUGAGUGCAUUCCCUAA
This is a messenger RNA of Echinostoma caproni, 1506 nucleotides long. The record is from the annotation of a GenBank genome assembly. Lineage: Eukaryota; Metazoa; Platyhelminthes; Trematoda; Plagiorchiida; Echinostomatidae.